UCUCUGUCACUCACUUCAGUUCAAUAUUUACCGCGGACGGAGCAGUGCGCGCGCGUCGCUUGCGAAAUUCCCAGUUGAUAUUUUUAUUGUUUAUUGCGUUCUGUUUAAAAAAAACAAAAAUGGCGGGGACAACUAUACCUUACGACAAUAUGUCAACACCAGAAAAAUCAUGGCCACUCUUCACAAAAUGCUGUUUCUGCAUACCACUAAGAACUGGAUGCUUCAUCAUGGGAUAUUUCAGCUUGAUCAUCAAAUUGUUGUAUACCAUCAAGCUGAUCGGGAUGAUUGAGUACUACGGCUACUCAACGCACGGCUUCGAGUAUUUCGAAAUACCCGAGGACUUCGAUGACCAGCAAAUAGCUAAUCUCAAGAUAGUCCAGAGACCUGUCUUAAAGAGGAUUGAAUUGUAUUUCGCGAUAGCACUCGUGGUUAACUGUAUCUGGCUCUUUGUGAACAUUGGCUGCUUGGUUGGAUUACAUAAGAGACGCGCCGGUCCUAUCCGUCUGUUCGUGUCGUUGGCUAUCUUUAAGAUAAUUCUGUCUCCAAUUGCAGUCAUAUAUCUGAUGGGAGGCGACAGCGCGACAAUUGUUAUUGAAAUAUUCAUAUUCCUACUAUCAGCCCACUUUAUCCUGAUUUACUACGUAUAUGCCAAUCAAAUGGAACGUGAGAAGCAAGACAUACAGUCAGUUACGAUCGAACAUGUCCCGAACAUAAGCAUCGUUAAUCCUAUUAAACUGGACAAACAGAACCUUGUCGCUUAAAUAUUAAAGUUCAUUUUACAUUGUUGUCCUUUAAAUAUUAAUGUUUAUUUUUAAUUGCAUUAUUUUAUGUUAUUGAUAAUUUUUAAUUUAAUCAUAUAACCAUAGAUAAAUUAUUAUUAUAUUGUACUGGAGGUCGCCCCGCUCUUAUUCGAAUUUAAACAAAAUUGAGUCCUAUGUACCAAGCUGUAAUGUCUAUAAAUGAUUGGAUAGUAUCCCAUUUUUUUUUUAAUUUAUUUGAGACUAGUACAUGCUUGGAAAACUUUCUAUAUCUUUGUGCACAAGUAUUCACAGUUUCAUACAAAAGUUAUUUAUUUCUAGUAGCGAUUAUGUUAACAUUGUGGUGAUUAAGAAUUUAUAUUUUUUUUAAUUUCCUAUAAUUUUAAUCCAUUUGUAAUAUUAGCUAAGGUAC
Molecule: messenger RNA, 1170 nt
Organism: Achroia grisella
Lineage: Eukaryota; Metazoa; Arthropoda; Insecta; Lepidoptera; Pyralidae
Exons: 5
Coding region: 120-761 (213 amino acids)
Source: RefSeq, a predicted model, not a curated record